AUGGUGCAACCCAAUCCGUAUCUAUUGGGACGGCUUUUGGACCCCAUAUUUGCCGUUGCAGUGGGAACUGCAAGCUACUACGCUCAUGAACGGAAAGUGGGCAGAGAACCGGGCCAUUCCUUGAAUGAGUUGAUUCGCAAACGUCUCGAACGGCUUCGCGCAAGUGGUAACACGCAGCGUUAG
This is a messenger RNA of Lachancea lanzarotensis, 183 nucleotides long. RefSeq names its product LALA0S11e03070g1_1 (gene NCE101). Gene Ontology annotation, biological process: protein secretion. The transcript has 2 exons. Lineage: Eukaryota; Fungi; Ascomycota; Saccharomycetes; Saccharomycetales; Saccharomycetaceae. Bases 1 to 183 code for a protein of 60 amino acids. The record is from RefSeq and is a predicted model, not a curated record.